AUGCAUCACAGAAUAGCUUCCAACCGUCGUGAACCCACACAUCACAUCCAGCAGGGAUUGAACAACCUGACGUUAAGGCACAUGAGUACCCCUUUCUAUGAAGCCAUAAUGAAUACUCCUAAAGAACCCAAAGUGAAGACUCCUACCAUAGAGGCAUGUGACGCCACUCUCAAAGGCGUAGAGUCCAAAUCGUUCGAAAGGCUACUUGCAGGCUCUAUUGCCUCCUUCACCGAGCUAGAAGUACUGUUCUCCACAAGGUUCAUGGCUUACAAGAGGAAAGAAAGACAAGUAUGCAUCUAUGCCGCAUUCAGAAAGGACGAGUCUGUGAGAAGCUAUGUCAAACGCUUCAAUCUGGAGGCCGGACAGAUUUCGGACUUGCCAGAUGGGGUCUAUUUCGACAACUUCAUCAGAGGCUUAAAGAAGGGGUCAUUCAAUUUUGAUUUAGUCAAGAAGAGUGUGCGCACAAUGGCUGAAGCCCUUGACGAAGACGAAUCAUUCAUACAUGCAACUGAAAUAUGUAGCGUAUCCAAAGACGGCAAGACAAGAGAAGCAUCGGAGUCAUCUGGGAAGAAAGAAAAGACCGAUCGAAAUACCACACAAGCCAGUGGCACUUGGGAAAUAUCCACGGAGCAGGACCCGACCUCUACAGGGAAAAAGAGCGGACUUCCACAAGAGAAAGAGUUCUUCGAGUAUAUUACGGAUCUCCUUACCAUCCUUGUAGAUGUAGGGACUAGGUUUGAUCUAGAACGACCAUUCCCGAUGAAAUCUCCCGCUGAAAGUCGAGACCCCAAGUUACACUGCCGAUUCCACGAAGACAUAGGUCAUGACACCAAAGAUUGUAGGAGUCUGAAAAGAGGAAUACCCAUGGCACAGGGAAGAGUCAUUAAAAAGAAUAACAAAUCACCCGUCUCAGCUGGAAAAGGAGACAAAACUGAUGGGGGAUUUGUAGCCGUCAUAUCAGGAAGCCCAUCCUCUGGGGGACCCACCAUGAGGGGACAAAAAGACUAUGCUCGGAGGCUAGGACAAGUAAUUUUCUCGGGGAAAUCACCAAUGGACCCUUUCCCAAGAAUCAAAAUUUGCGAGCUCGAUGGUGGACGCAUAGCCACUCCACACGAUGACCCACCGGUCAUAGAGAUCAAGAUCUCUAACAUGAGAUUAAAUCGUAUACUUGUUGACACUGGAAGCUCAUCCGAUAUCAUGAGUAUGGAAUUUCUAAACCGUCUGGCCCAUGAUCCAAAAGCUAUUGAAAAAAAUUCAUUAUCCCAUCAUUGGUUUUGGGGGAAGCAUCAUACACCUUGUGGGUGUCAUAUCAUUAUCUGUGAGAAUAUGAGGACGCAAUGA
This is a messenger RNA of Spinacia oleracea (spinach), 1341 nucleotides long. RefSeq lists its product as uncharacterized. Bases 1 to 1341 code for a protein of 446 amino acids. The record is from RefSeq and is a predicted model, not a curated record. The transcript is spliced from 3 exons. NCBI's taxonomy places the organism in Eukaryota, Viridiplantae, Streptophyta, Magnoliopsida, Caryophyllales, Amaranthaceae.